Messenger RNA from Notolabrus celidotus (New Zealand spotty), 4744 nucleotides. RefSeq names its product solute carrier family 41 member 1-like. Bases 264 to 1724 code for a protein of 486 amino acids. Lineage: Eukaryota; Metazoa; Chordata; Actinopteri; Labriformes; Labridae. Gene Ontology annotation, biological process: monoatomic cation transport. The record is from RefSeq and is a predicted model, not a curated record. Gene Ontology annotation, molecular function: monoatomic cation transmembrane transporter activity. The transcript has 11 exons. Gene Ontology annotation, cellular component: plasma membrane.
GUGGAUGUUCAUUUACCGUUCGUUAGCGACUAUGCACCCUGGCUUGUUUUUUAGGGAACACUGUCCAGGUGUAGAGCUGCUGCUAUUGCCAGGAUAGUAUUACCUAAUAUGUUUUUGCGUUUUCCUGGAAAAUGUCCUUGAAAUCAAAAUUAUUUUAACAUCCGGGUCAGUUUGAAACAGAUUUAACGGGCACGAUCAAGGGAAGUGGAAGUGUCGCUCGACAACUUCCGUAACCAAGCAACAAUUGAGCCAUCACUGCCAUCAUGCCUGGUGAGGACAAAGCACCACAACAGACCCGUCAAAGGAAAAAGAAAAAGUCCCGCUCCAAAGGGAAGAACCAGGGUGGGAGUCCCAGUGGACACCUCGGGGGCAGCGUAGACAGCCAGGAUGAACUCCUGCCCCCUGUGCUCCAGCCUCCUAAAAAGCCACCGCUGGAGGAGAGAACGAAGGACAAAGUGGACAAAGUGGAGGAGGAGUCGUCCAUUGCUAUCUGUCUUCAGGUGGUUUUCCCAUACCUGCUGGCUGGGAUGGGAAUGGUGAUGGCCGGCAUGGUGCUGGAUAAUGUACAGCACUGGGAGGUGUUUAAGGUGAUCACAGAAGUGUUCAUCCUGGUGCCUGCACUGGUCGGACUCAAAGGGAACCUGGAGAUGACCCUGGCUGCUCGCCUCUCCACUGCUGCCAACACCGGCCAAAUGGACGACCCUGAUAAACAGUGGACCAUGGUGUGCAGCAAUCUGGCCCUCAUACAGGUUCAGGCGACAGUGGUGGGUUUCCUCGCUGCAGUGGCUGCCGUGUGUUUAGGAGCGAUUUCUCGAGGGGGAAUCGAACUGGACCAGGCAUCUGUUCUGUGUGCCAGCAGCAUCACCACUGCGUUUGUAGCUGCUCUUUCUUUGGGCCUGGUGAUGAUCGGAGUGAUCAUCGGCUCCAGGAAGGUGGGGAUCAACCCCGACAAUGUGGCCACCCCCAUCGCUGCCAGUCUGGGGGAUCUGAUCACCCUGUCCCUGCUGGCCGGGGUCAGCAGCACGCUCUACGAGUACAUGGAUGUUUGGUACCUGUCCCCCCUGGUGUGUCUGGUCUUCCUGGCUCUGAUCCCGCUGUGGGUACUGGUGGCCCGACAGAGUCCUCAGAUCAAGGAGGUUCUGCGCUCAGGGUGGCAGCCUGUCAUAGUGGCCAUGUCCAUUAGCAGUUUUGGAGGCCUUAUCCUGGACAAGACAGUGAGUGAUCCCAACUUUAAGGGCAUGGCUGUCUUCACACCCGUUAUUAACGGAGUCGGAGGGAACUUGGUGGCCAUUCAAGCCAGCAGGAUCUCCACAUACCUGCACUUCUGGAGCAUCCCAGGAGUGCUUCCCUACAAGAUGAGGCAGUUCUGGCCCAAUCCCUGUGUCACCUUCUUCUCCUCAGGGGUGAACUCCAAGUCAGCCCGGGUCCUCCUGAUGCUGGUUGUCCCUGGUCACAUGGUCUUCCUCUACGCCAUCUCUCUGCUGCAGGGAGAUGAGGCACCUAUCUCUGUAGCGUUCACCGUCUGCUACCUGUUUGCUGCUGUGUUCCAGGUGUCCAUCCUGCUUUAUGUUGCUGACAUCAUCAUCCGAUCCAUGUGGAGACGGAGUCUGGACCCCGACAACUUCUCCAUCCCCUACCUGACCGCCCUGGGGGACCUGCUGGGCACGGGCUUCCUCGCCCUCUGCUUCCGCGGCGUCUCUCUGGCUCAGAGUCUGGGUCUCUGAGUUUCCUCCUUCAUCACUGAACUCUCUGCCAGUCACCGUCUCAUUGCACCGGUUUUGUUACGUUUGCCCAGAGAUGCCUUUGAUCGGACAGUAAAGCAUUUUCUGAUUGUUAUCACUCGGCGAGUUCAAACAGAGGAAUCCAUCACAGCUUCAAAUUCUUUACUGGGAUGGAGAGACAGCACACCUGACCAUUUACACACCUGGGUGAAGGGUUUUCUGCUUGAACACAUCCAGCUAAUCUGACUAUUUUACCUGAGGGCAAAAUACAUUACAAUAUUGACGUUGAAGUUUGAGUUUUCAGCGUGUUAACCUUUAUUUUGUUACCAUUCCUCUUCAUCACUCUGUCUGUCAGUCUUCCUGCAUUAUUACCAUGAGUUGGCUGACUCUGAGCUCGACUCGUCCUUCACUUCAUCUCUUUGGUUUCAUCAGAGCAAAUGUAGCAACUUUAUACCUUUGCAACAAGACAGAAAGAUUGCUUUGACUUUAUUUCUUUAAACAUAUUGAUAGAACAAACUUAUAGCAGACCAUGUGUGAGUGGGCUGUUCUAUGCAGUACAACUGGAGGCUGUUAAAGAAGUUCAGCAACCUGUAGUAUUUUGUGUUUUGAAACAUCAUUUAUUUUAUUAUUUAUUUAUAAUAAGAAUGAAUGGGACAGAUUUUCUGUUCAUGAGAAAUCAGGUUAUAUACCUGCUACACACAGGGGAAUGUUAUCUCAUGAAAAACUUGAAUCUCUAUUUAUUCAUGAAAUGUACUUUCAGAUUUAUUUAAUCUCAUUCUCUGCUGUUUCAUUUUUGAGGUACAAAAACAAAAGCAAACAGAAUCUGAUAACUGGUGUUUUGAAGGCAGCACAGUAAACGUGUCUCAUUUUAAGUAGGAAGAGGAGCAGUAAGAUGAAGGGCCACCUUAGGACUAACUGAUUAAUGACACAAACUCCUGUUCAAACUUAAAGAAACUGUUCACUGUAUUGGGAAAUAACUGUUUCAUCAGUACCAGUUUAAAAGCUGCAUAGUAAGUAUGUAGCUAAACAUAGUGAGCACAACCAACCUAGCUCAGUAUGGGAAAAAAAAAAUAGGGGAACCUCUUACUCUUAGAUAACCAAGGUUUUUAACAUAACAAAAAUCUACAUUUUAUCCCUACAAAAAAGAGAAAUAAAAAGUGAUGCCGGUUUUAAUCUGUUUUCUCCGUUUCCAUUUUUGUAUGCUAAGCUAAGUUAGCCACAUGUGCUGAAAAACAUAUUCAGUAACACACCUGACAUCUAACUCUUCAAAAAGAAAGUGAAUAAACAUGCUUUCUAUAAUAUCAACAUUUUUAUUUGAAGUAUGGAAAAGCUUCACUUUAUGUACAUACCCUCUGGUUGAGCUACAGAAGAGCACAAAUUUGUGUCAUGCUGUUCUUCUUCCUCCAAACUUUAUCUACUCUAUUAUACAAACAAGUCUCCAAAAUGCCAAACAGAUUAAUGUAAUGUAUUUAAGUUCUGCAAAGUUACCAUAAAUCUGACUUAAUCUCAAUGAUCCAUCACAAGAACUCAAAACUCCAGAAUUUCCAAUAUGCAGACGAUGUAGUGCUUUAUGUCGCAGAUGCAGUAAGUGGACACUUUGAUUGACACAGCACUUUUAAUCAAUAUAUGAAUAAUAUGAAUAAUUAGAGUGAUUGUUUUAGAUUCUACAUCUUACUAAAUAUUGUUCAAAGGUCCAACACUUAAAAGAUUGUGUGCCAAAGCUCUGUGUCAACACCUCUUCACUAUUUCUACAGCAGUCACAAAACUGAGACAGAAAAUGUUGCACUGUUGUAUUUGUUUGUGCUGUCACUUAAAGCAAACAGAAAACUGAUGCAGGAGAUCCACGUUUUAUUGUCUGUCACAUUUCAUCCUACAUGUAUGUUCGACAUUAACUUUGUAGCUGCAGAUCUCUCACUACGUGAUACUUAAAGUACCUUUAUUAAUGAAGGGUUGUCAAAGCCUUACUCUUUGUUUCAGAACCAUAAAACCUCGUUGUCAUGUGUUCUGACGUACAUUUGCACAAAUGUAUGGAUGGAUUCUCUGGAUUCAGUUCUCAUCCUUCUCAGUACCUUCACAGAUUCUGAAAAAAAUAUGAUGCAUCUCAGCCUUUAGCUCAAGUUAAACCAUUGUAAACUUGGGCUGACUUUAUUUUGUGCCGCUGUCUGUGAAUUUGCACCUUAUACCAUCCGUUCAUUAGCUUUAAAUGCAGUUGCACCAUAAGAGAAGAACAUGAAUUUGUCCAAACACAGAGUAACACUUAGAUUUAAUUCAACAUUUACAAGCUUACAGUCAUAUCCCAAUAAUUCAUAAUUUCAGUUUCAAGUGAGACAUUAAAUAACUAAACUUCUGGAUAAAAAAAAAAUGUUAACAGCAUAAACUGAAGCACACUGGCUAUCUCUCUUACCUUGCUGUUCUUGUUCUGAAUGUCUCAAAGAUCAACAUCUCAAUAGCAGAGCAGUACACAGAUGUGUGUUAAUGCACUCAUGAAGUCACAUACGUCUGCUGUUUGCUACAACUAGUAUGAUCUAUUUUUGGUAAAAAAAAAGAAACCUCAUACACACUGAAACUUGAGGCUUUGUGAAACCAGCCUGUCUCGUCAGUAUUUGAUUUCUUAUUUGAGGUAUUUCAGUGUUUUAAUAGUGCUUUGCUAAAAGCUUUUAUUGUGACACUGUUACACAGUACUUUUUACACUAGAAGGGGAUGAAAUAUUGAUAUCUGACUCACAGUUUAUGUCACUCUGUCUUACUGUAUGCGAUCUAUGUGUAAACUGUGAUACUGUGAGAACUAGACCACAGCUAAGGUUGUGUUUUACCAGCGCAUCAGUGUGUCUUCAUCUGUGGGGCUGGACGAUUGACCAGAGUUUCUUCAUCGUUAGUCACCGCCACAUUUACAUCGAUAACAAUGAAUGUAAUAACAGCUACUUUUCAAACCCAUUACUGCAUCUGUGUGUUCAAUGUGUUAGCUUAAGUUCUCAAAGUAGAUAUGUGAAAGUGGAGAUGUUUAUUAAAAGUUUGAUGACAACA